UUCACAGAGCGGGGAGGGGGAUGGUGGGACACACAGGGGAACAUUGGGACAUUAACCUGGUGGAGUCACCCUGUGAAACCUGCAACUGAGCCGAUCUCAGAACUGGCAAACUCUUAUCCCUGGUUUGUUGAUGUAAUGUUUAAAAUUGCUUUUUUGCUUUUAACUGCCUUUACUUUCUGAGCUAGGGGCUGUCUUCAUUAACAGCAAAAGUGUUACUUUGUUGUAGAUGACAGAUAAGCCUCAUCACGGGAGAGUUACCUAGUAAGUAUAGCMCAGGUGAACACUUCUGUUUCUCUCAGUCUUAAUUUAUUUCCCAAAUGUAUUAGUUCAAGUAAAGAACUGAAAGACUUGUGAAGCUUUUUCCCUUUUUAGUUUUAAACUGAUGUGUCCCUCUUCUACAGCUGUGGCAUGGAGGGAGUGGGGUUUAAAUAUCCCUUUUUUUUUUUAUAAAUGUAGUUUUAUUCUGAACCUUCUUUCUGCUGUGCAUUUCUGGCUGUGUACAUUCCCACUCUCUAAAACCAGAUCUCAGGCACAUUGCUGUUGAGUUCUUAUCCACUACAUAUUCUUGGAUGAUGUUUUCAUUGCUCAAAUACUUCUGAAGCCACUGAUUUCCCAUGUUAUUAAAUGCUUGGACUGUUUUGGGGAUGUAGUGGUUCGGAUUUUUUUAUUUAGCCUUGAGUACCUUUAUGCAAGUCUUUAGUGAUGUGAAAUUACUGGGUGUUACUGUUGGACCUAAAACCUCAGUAACAGUGUUUUCCAAUAAGAAGGAAGCUAGAAUAUUGGGCAAUGAAUGGUACAGGUGRAUAAACUUUGCACAUGAUUCAUCUUUCCUGUAGUUGUACACACUGAGGAGCUUGUUGAAUAUGGCAUUAACAUGCAUGAAAAUGCAAGUUUGAUGUGCACUCGUUGGCUUACGUGGCAAUUUGCCCUUGCUUGUGGACCUGCUUCUUUAACAGUUUUGGCAGCCUGUCUACCCCACAAAAGUCACUUGGUGUAACAAGGGAUUUAUCUCCUUUGAAUCCUACCAGAACCCUGAUUUUUAUGUUGAGAGGUUGCAAGACCCAGGGUGAUCUGAGCCUCCCAGUAUGGCUAGCAUAAACUAGUGUAUGUCCUAAAAAGACACUGAAAACUGAAGUUUUGGUUUACAAAGCAUUAAAUGGUCUAUUGUAGGAAAAAAUACUAAAACUGUCAAUUUAUUUUUGCUUUGAAGAAGGCUAACCCAAAUAUAUGAUUCUGACAAAUCACCUCCAUAAAUCCUUUCCCAGACAUGCAUAUUCCAGGUCUUUCAUUGUUGUGGUGGUGGUUUUUAUUACUUUAGGCAAACAGAUGAAACAGAAUUAAGUUCAGGAAUCUUUCACACAGAYGUGAUAGUUUUUUCUUUUGCUCAGAAUAAAAGCAAAAGAGAGAGAGACUGAAGUUUUUUGCCCUGGAGUUGCAGCAGCAGCAUUAAAUGGUUGAUAAACAUCUUAUCUGAAGAACGUUGCAGCUCUCCAUGCGGGAGAUCAAACACAGACUUAUUAACUUUAUCAAUCCAGUGAAAUCAACUUACUGAGUUUACUGUAGUGCAGGGCUUUGCAUGAGCUAAGUAGAACUGAGACCUUUUUAAGUGUGCUCAGGACAAGUUAGUGUGAAAAAAACAGAAUUGCACUUUUYCAUUAAAGAUUAAAAAGCAUCCAGAGAAGGGUCCUGUCUCCUAAGACACCAGUUACUGUGGCCUUUAUCUCUCCAGCAGAACAUAAUGAUUCAGGUUUGGAAAAGUUCAUUGAUUMCUAACAUUUAAAGGUAUGAAGCAGCUACACCCUCAGCAAUUGCUUSUGUUCAGCAGGCUAAAACACCAAAGCCAAAACAGCCUAAAAUUUAAAAGAACAAAGGCUUUUUACUCCUUCCCUUUUGCAAAGACAGGUUUCUUAAGUGUCACUGCCCAGCUACCCUUGGAAAAAAAMCCCCAAAUCUCAGUGAAUGGGCCCAAAUCUGGCAGUUAGAAACACUGUGGGUAUUGUUGAGAGUUUUCAUCCUUUUAAAAUUAUCCUAAUCUCAUGCUUGACUUGCAAAUAAUUUUUUUAUUAAAUUCUUUCAAGUUUGCACAGGUAUUCCUUAGUAUGAGCAGAAGUAUUGUUGGCAGCUAAAGAAAGUCCCUAUUGUAGCCUGUACUGGAAAAAACAUGUCUUUGAAAUUCUAGAUGACAAUGUACCCUUACACUUACUGGUUUGCUAACAGUCACAAGAAGUUAUUAAUCCUCUCCCCUUCAUGUCUUUACCCCCAAACUUAGUUCAAAACACUUACACGAGAUUUUUCCAAUUACUGUGCCACAUAUGGCAUUCCAGUGUCCAGCCUGUGCUCUCGCAUAUGCAUUGCUAUAGCAAAUCUCCACAUAGGUACAAGACAGUAGUUACCCUUUAGGCUUUUCCUGAUGUACAAAUUGGUCUCUCACACAACUUUUUAUAGGUUCGGCUGCAAGUUCAAAAUGUAGAGAAACCUCUCUACCGUGGGACUUUCCAUUGCUUUCAGUCCAUUAUAAAGCAAGAAUCUGCUUUUGGACUCUAUAAAGGCAUUGGGUCACCAAUGAUGGGGCUCACGUUCAUUAACGCGCUGGUGUUCGGCGUGCAAGGAAACACCCUUCGUGCUCUGGGCAAAGACACUCCUCUGAACCAGUUCCUUGCAGGGUCAGCAGCAGGGGCCAUCCAGUGUGUCAUCUGCUGCCCCAUGGAGCUGGCAAAGACAAGGAUGCAGCUUCAAGGAACAGGAGAAUACAAACAGAAAACCAAGAACUACAAAAAUUCUCUGGACUGUCUGAUCAAAAUCUAUCAGAAGGAAGGGCUGAGGGGUAUCAACAGGGGCAUGGUCUCCACCUUCAUAAGAGAAACUCCAAGCUUUGGCUUUUACUUCCUGACCUAUGACUGCAUGACUCGCUAUUUGGGCUGUGAAGCUGAAGACAGUUACGUUAUUCCCAAGCUGCUGUUUUCUGGAGGGAUGUCAGGAAUCGUGUCCUGGCUCUCGACUUACCCCAUGGAUGUGAUCAAAUCCCGGCUGCAGGCCGACGGAGUGGGAGGCGUCACACAAUACAAGGGCAUCCUGGACUGUGUCCGAAAGAGUUACCAUGAAGAGGGCUGGAGGGUGUUCACAAGGGGUCUCACUUCCACACUGCUCCGUGCUUUUCCCGUCAAUGCAGCUACCUUUGCUACUGUCACUGUGUUCCUCAUGUACAUGAAGUCRGAAGACAACCUUCCUGAAUGUGAACCAGGUCCAGUAAUCCAUCAGCCUUCCAGUCUGUGAACCUGCUCUGUUUGUUCUCCUCAUCCAAAGCCUGGCUGGUUGGGUUUUGUUAAACAUGAACACUUGGCCCACACAAGUAGUGUACAUUUAUGCUCUCUGUAUAAAGAAUUCCUAAAUGUAUCAAAUUGGGAUUUCAUCUCACUACUUGUUUAAACUGCAUCUUGCCUUAUUCAGGACUCCAUAUCUGGUAGUAUUCAAGUAAGAGGGGGACCUGCCUUUAGAAAGUUGCUGUUGUGGCUCCAGAAGAGGUUCUGGAGAAUAUUGUAGUACCAGAAAUUGAGUUUUCUUUCACUCAUCUUCUGAAUGACUGAGUUGAGUUGAAUGCAGAAAUGUUCAGAAAGAACACAUUAUAAGGAAUACUCAUUUUGUGUCUUGUGAGAGGAGUAAAUGUACUUCUGUUAGGUAAAGAAGGGGGAAGAAGUUAAAUGUUGGAGGUUUUGCAGGUAACCCUGAACUGUAAAGACAUGGACUAGCAUUCAGCUAGUCAUGUGUUAACUUUUCCUCUGCUUUUGUAUGUCAAUGGUUUUAGUAACACUUUGUUCAUACUGAUUUGCUAAAAAAAAAAAAAAAAAAAAAAAAAAAGAAAAAUAUUUGUACCUAUGUUACUCCCUGACCUUUUAGCUUUGAAUAAAUACCUGAAGCACAAAGUUAGCAUCUGCACUCAAAUGCACUUGUUCCUUUAAAUCUCAAGGCUUGUAAGGAUUUAGGGAAGCUCAAACCUAGUAGGGCUGAUGUUGUUUGCCUUCAUCUCUGUUUCUCCUUUGGUGGGUGCACGGACUGUAUUGAGUAGUUCAGCCCAGUAGACUUUGUUCUCUGAAGUUAAUGCAACUUUGCACCACUUCUCCCAACAUGCCCCAUAGCAGCCAGUGAUGUACAGAAGUCAAAGUCCUGCCUGUGGUAUUGCACAAAAUGUUUGUGGGUGCAAUGUUAGCUUAGCAGCUUGAAGUACCUUAGAAAUAUGUAUAUAUUUAGGACUGGAGGUUUCAUACCUUUCCAGAAAGCGGGGGUGUUAAGUGUCUGAAAUGGUUGCUGUUCAAUACACUUGCAUUAUGAAUUUAAACAAUACUGAUUUUUAUAUAUUUAGUUACAGUGCUAUGGGAAAGAAGACUUAAAAGGGUUUUGGAGAAUUUUCUUGUUACGUUAAUAUGCUGUGACUUUUUUUUUAGCAGUCUGUUCAAGAAGAAUUGAAUUAGCCAAAGAGCUACAAACAGUUAUUUCAGAUUUGAGAUAAAAGCUACACAUACUUGGCACAAAUAGCCAGAAGGAAGGACUGUAUGUGUGUGAGCAGUGUUUUAAAAUAUAUCAAACUAGUUCAGUGAGUACAACUUGUUACACUUUUGGUUGGGACAAGUGCAAUAUGUAUUUAAUUUAUAUGAAUUUUCUAAAGAAGCGUUAUUUCAUAGCAUUUUGCACUGUAACAAAAUAUGCUGGAGAAACUUGUAAAACUGGUAUGUCUUUUUAUACCUUGAAGGUAUGGUGGAUGUUUUAGUGCCUACUUGCACUGAGAUUCAAAUUGAAUGUUAAAUCUGUCUACUAAGCUGCAUAUGCACAACAACUCACAGCAAAGACCAUUUACACCUUUGUACAGGAGUAUGUAAUUCUUGUAUAUAUUUUGAGGGAAUAAAUUUUUAAAAAAUUUUU
Molecule: messenger RNA, 4914 nt
Organism: Malurus melanocephalus (red-backed fairy wren)
Lineage: Eukaryota; Metazoa; Chordata; Aves; Passeriformes; Maluridae
Gene: SLC25A29
Product: solute carrier family 25 member 29
Exons: 3
Coding region: 2563-3273 (236 amino acids)
Biological process (GO): mitochondrial L-ornithine transmembrane transport
Cellular component (GO): mitochondrion
Molecular function (GO): high-affinity L-arginine transmembrane transporter activity
Source: RefSeq, a predicted model, not a curated record